UUCACACCGAUAUUUCACCAAUGAAACACGCAGACACACACCCCCAAUCUUCAAACUGGCCUAUCGUUUUUACUCCCUCAAUUAUUAAUUUUAAAUUUGAUUUAUAUUUUUCUCCAUCAUGAUAUUGGGAGAUUUCCCACACCCAAAAAGAUAUCGCCUAAAUUAAUUGCAGCUACCACCAAAGGCUACUACAGCUGAAAUUCGCAAGGUAGAAACAGAAACUAGAAAGUCAAUUAUAAAUUGGAACUUCUAUAAUGCUCAAAACCAUACAAAUUCUUGGUUCUUCAUCUUCUUCAUCUGGGUAUUUUUCCCUACCCCACAGAUUAAAGAAGCCUUAUUCAAAUUUCCAUUCAAUUUCAAGAAACUCCAUUUUAGCAGCGGUUUCAAAAUCUCCAAAAUCACAUUUUUGUGCUUUCCAAUUUCGAAAAGGUUGCACAUUUAGAGCUUUUCAAAUGUCGCACACCCAUUCCGAGUCAACCCCAGAUGGGGGACCAUCACCCCCUUCGUCCUCAACGUCUACUGCAAUUUACUCAGCUGGUUUUACUAGGAAAAUCAAUUUCUGCCAAUUGUGCGGUGGCCCAACCAAGCAUGAGGUACCCGAUGGGGAGGAAAAGACACGAGCUAUCUGCACGCGAUGUGGGAAAAUUGCUUAUGAGAAUCCAAAAAUGGUUGUGGGUUGCCUCAUUGAGCAUGAAAAUAAGAUAUUGCUGUGUAAACGGAAUAUUCAACCGUCUUAUGGCCUCUGGACUCUUCCUGCUGGUUACAUGGAGAUUGGCGAGUCUGCCGCUGAAGGGGCAAUUAGGGAAACGUGGGAGGAGGCAAAUGCACAAGUCGAAAUCCUGUCACCAUUCGCUCAGCUGGACAUCCCCCUUAUUGGCCAAACUUAUGUUAUAUUCCUGGCAAAGUUGAAGAGACCUGACUUCUCACCGGGUCCAGAGUCAUCAGAAUGCAAGCUUUUUGCUCUUGAGGAUAUUCCAUUCGAUUCUCUGGCAUUCUCUUCGAUGCUGGUCACUUUAAACUUGUACUUGGAAGAUAAAAGAAUGGGCAGACUCAAGUUUCACUACGGCAUCAUAAACAAACGGCCUGGCACUAGCCCAUCUGAGAUUCGUGAGUACACUUUGGAUAGCCAUAUGAGAUGUUGAAGACGGGUCGCGUCUAGAAUUGUGGAAUGUAGAGUUGGGUGUAGGUACUUAGUUCAUUCAUGUAUAUAUAGUGGACAAACAAGAUAUGUUUUUUGAUUCUUGACAAGUUUUUUCAGUUUGUUCCUUACCUGUGUUUGAUUGAUUAAUCACUCAUAAAAAUUCUUUUACUGAUUUAUUUUUAUUUUAAUUGAUUAUUUCUGUUUUAUGGAAAA
Salvia miltiorrhiza (redroot sage) is the source of this 1354-nucleotide messenger RNA. RefSeq names its product nudix hydrolase 23, chloroplastic. Lineage: Eukaryota; Viridiplantae; Streptophyta; Magnoliopsida; Lamiales; Lamiaceae. The coding region runs from base 255 to 1142 and encodes 295 amino acids. The record is from RefSeq and is a predicted model, not a curated record. The transcript is spliced from 7 exons. Gene Ontology annotation, molecular function: hydrolase activity.